Messenger RNA from Bubalus bubalis (water buffalo), 8157 nucleotides. It is a transcript of the gene PLCB4, whose product is annotated as phospholipase C beta 4. NCBI's taxonomy places the organism in Eukaryota, Metazoa, Chordata, Mammalia, Artiodactyla, Bovidae. The record is from RefSeq and is a predicted model, not a curated record. Gene Ontology annotation, molecular function: calcium ion binding; phosphatidylinositol-4,5-bisphosphate phospholipase C activity. Gene Ontology annotation, biological process: lipid metabolic process; phosphatidylinositol-mediated signaling. Bases 3105 to 6725 code for a protein of 1206 amino acids. The transcript is spliced from 40 exons.
UACCAUCUGAGCCACAAGGGAAGUCGACAGAUGUUUCCUUUAUGGGUUAUUACAAAAUAUUGAGUGUUGUUUCCUGUGCUAUACAAUAUGUCCUUGUUGUUUAUAUAUAGUAAUAUGUCACUGUUAAUCCUGAACUCCGAAUUUAUUCCUCCUUCCUCUACUCCACAGCAUUACUAUUUGUGUGUGUGGUGAGAAGAUUUAUAACAUUUUCAUUACAGUCUGCAUAUUAUAAUUGUUUGACUUCCAUUUCAUAUUUAAAUAAUUAUGUCGCAAAAAUCGGAACAAAAGAAAAUGUCAAACCAGGAAGCCUAACAAAAUGGAAUAAUAGAAUUAAGAUGAACCACAUGGUUAUUAGAAACCACAACAUAAAUGGAAUAAACUCAUUCAUUAGAAGGAAACUGUACUUAGAAUAUGAGUCAUUUAAAACAAAGUGAUUACAAGUAAAUGUAAACUGAAACAGCAGUGGUUGUAAUUAAUAUGGAAGAGGGGGGAGUUUUUACUUUUAUGAGUUUUGGCUAUUGAUUUCAUGCCUUCUGUGGUCUGAACUUUUAAAAUAAACUUGUGUUGCUUUCACAAUUAAUUUUUAAGACAUCCCAGUCUAUAUCUAUUUGUUAUAACAGGACACAGAUACAUGUUCUUCGUAGGAAACAGUGACUCUGUUUAACUUCCUGCUUUUGCUACAGAGCAAGUCCUUAGUAAGUAGUGGCUGAAAGAAUGUGCACUUAAAUAUCAUGAUAUGUAGCUUUCUCUUAAUCAUGAUAUUUGCUGAGGGGCUGGAGUUUGUAUUUUUCUAAUAUAGCCUUGUGACAUUUUUUUAAUAAGCAGUUGUACUGCUAUUUUACGGGUGUUGAAAUACCAUCCCAUGCUUCCUGGAUCAUUUCUUAAUUAAAAUAAUUUUCUCAACCUAUUAUAGUUGAGAGAAUAUUAUGCUUAUAAUUCAGUAGAAUAUGGAUUCAUGAAUGAAAGACAUAGCUUUUAAAUUAAAGGUUAAAUAUCUUAUUAGAAGGAUAAGGAGAAUAAACCUCAUUUUAGAAAGAUGUUGAUCUUUUAAAGGGACAGGAGCUGGAAAAACAACUCAUGUGCGGUAGUUCUGGAGUAGUCAGGGCAGAUGAGUGAGGGGUCAGCGUGACUCAGUUAUUUCAGUGGAGCAGCUGUGAACCACCCAUCUCUCCUGAAAACCUGCUUUUCCACCUAAAUGAGAACAGAAGGAUGUCAAGAUUGCUGGGUGUGCAGGUCUUGGGGAUUCUGGACGGGGGAGUUGGGUUCUACGUGUGGUUUGCUGGAGGGAUCUGACUCAGUUUCCUCCCCUUGAGUCUGCCUGUGAAGUGGUUGAAAUGUACACAUAUGGAUGCAGUAGGUGUUGGGUUUGGGUGGUGGCUACUCCUGCCUUGGUGUUGGUAUCUUGGCUGGGGUGCCCUCUCUGUAGGAUAUGUUGGCUGAAUGUUCAUCUCUGAGGUCUGAUGUUCAGCUCUGGAGGGCAGAUGGGUGACCUGGUGCAACCACACACCCACCAGAGCAGCUGCAGGGGCUCCAGCAGAAGGUCCAGCUGCUUGAGGGUGUCCCUUGUUUCCCAGCAUAAUGGGUGGAAUGAAGGAGACGCCCAUGAAAUACAUGUAUAGCCCAUUUCUCAUAUUUCUGUUUUUAAAAUAUGUUUACUGUUUAUUAAUAUUGAGUAGUCUAGAAAUUGAUCACACUGGAGUUUCGUAGAGAUUAGUACCAAUUGGAGGUGGAUGGGAAGCUUUGUAAUCUAGGGCUUUUCUAAGGGCUUUGGGAAGUCAUCACAGUGUCAUGUAUGUUGCAUAAAAAUGAGCAAGUGAAUCUAAAACUAUUAGCACUUCCCAAGUCUGUCUGAAAAAAUAUAAUUCCCUCUGGAUGCCCCACAUAUAAAGGGUCCCAUGGCUAAAUAAUUGGGAUGCAGUGCGUAAACCAUUUUUUAAAGUUUCUGCUGUAUAGGAUUCUAUUGACACUAGUAUAGAUUGACCAGCCUAAAAUUUCACCCUGAAACCUUGUUUUGUGAAGUAUUUUACACUCUCUGGCACAUUUUGGGAAAAGCUAACCUUUUAAAAAAAUUGCCAUACUAGUGCUUGUGGGCAGAUAAAUCAGGGGACUGGUAAGUGUGUGUGUGUGUGUGUGUGUGUGUUAGUAUCUUAAUUUGAUGGAGAAUUAAAAUCCUCUCAAAAUAUAUUUCUAGGACCAAAGUAUCCACAUUUUACUAUCUGUGCAAGGAGUAUAAUCUCCAGAUCUCACUCGAUCUAUUAGUUCUUAUCUAUUUUUCUUUCGAUCAGCACUACUGGUAACUUAAGAGUUUAAAAAAUCUACUUUCUUUCUUGAAUCCUGAAGGUGUUACAGGGGGAAAUGGGCAAAAUGUGGCAGCCAGAUGGGGGAGUUGAAACAAAGACUUUUAGCAGCUCACAAGUUAUCCCAGUUCCUGAAUGGACAAUCAGUUGGGUUUUCCUUUAGGUUUAUAGCUUGAAUUUUCAUAGCCUUCACUUUAGAGAAAUCAAAGAUUUUUUGGAAGGAUGAGUUCUGGUCUAGGAUUCAAAUUUUCCUGUUCCUGUGAAGAAGCCCUAGCCUCUGGUCAAGUGGCACUUCUCGUGUGCGGGGCACUCACUCAUUCAUGGGCAGAUACUUGGCAAGAUGCCGGCCAAAACCAUUUGCUAUAUUUGUCGUUCUGCUUGGAAUAGUGACGAGAGUCUUUCUCGGCCACUGUGUCUGGAUGUUUUGUUGUGGCUAUGGGCACGGUUUGUCCAGCGUCUCACUUUGUGGCCGAGGGCUGGGACGCUGCAGGGAGAGUCCUUACAUGUGCUGGCUGUGUGGGGCUUGCUCAUCCGAGUCUCCCUUCUGGAAAGAGUGAGCUUAUCCUUGCAGUUCUCAGCCUGUGUGCUCUCAAGAUCCUCUUUCUGACCGGGUGAAGUUUACAGCCUGCUCACCGCUUUUCAGAGGACAGUCUGUAAUUGGACUAAGCAGAAAUCACGUUUAGCCAGCCCCAAGCCAUCUGUGUUUACUGAGUGCCCCCUGUAUGCUGGACACUAUAGAGAACAGCAAACAAGGCUGGCCUUCCCAGCUUUCCUCCUGCAGUGAAGACGCAGGUCUUGACUCUAAUCAUGGCCAAACCUUAUGAAUUUAAUUGGCAGAAGGAAGUUCCUUCCUUUUUGCAAGAAGGAGCAGUUUUUGACAGAUAUGAAGAGGAAUCCUUUGUGUUUGAACCCAACUGCCUCUUCAAAGUAGAUGAAUUUGGCUUCUUUCUGACCUGGAGAAGUGAAGGCAAGGAAGGCCAAGUGCUAGAAUGCUCCCUCAUCAACAGUGUUCGGCUGGGAGCCACACCGAAGGAUCCCAAAAUUUUGGCUGCUCUUGAAGCUCUUGGCAAAUCAGAAAAUGAUCUGGAAGGGCGGAUAGUUUGCGUCUGCAGUGGUGCAGAUCUGGUGAACAUCAGUUUCACGUACAUGGUGGCUGAAAAUCCAGAAAUAACUAAGCAAUGGGUCGAAGGCCUGAGAUCCAUCAUUCACAACUUCAGGGCCAACAACGUCAGCCCGAUGACGUGCCUCAAGAAGCACUGGAUGAAAUUGGCAUUUAUGACCAACACAAAUGGGAAAAUUCCAGUUAGGAGUAUUACUAGAACCUUUGCAUCGGGGAAAACAGAAAAGGUGAUCUUUCAAGCACUCAAGGAGCUAGGUCUUCCCAGUGGAAAGAACGAUGAAAUUGAGCCCGCCGCAUUUACUUAUGAAAAGUUCUAUGAACUGACACAAAAGAUUUGUCCUCGGACAGAUAUAGAGGAUCUUUUCAAAAAAAUCAAUGGAGACAAAACUGAUUAUUUAACGGUAGACCAAUUAGUGAGCUUUCUAAAUGAACAUCAACGAGAUCCUCGACUGAAUGAAAUUUUAUUCCCAUUUUAUGAUGCUAAAAGGGCAAUGCAGAUCAUUGAGAUGUAUGAGCCUGUUGAAGAUUUGAAGAAACAAGGCCUCAUAUCAAGUGAUGGGUUUUGCAGAUACCUGAUGUCAGAUGAAAAUGCCCCCGUCUUCCUAGAUCGUCUAGAGCUGUACCAAGAAAUGGACCACCCUCUGGCUCACUACUUCAUCAGCUCUUCCCACAACACCUAUCUCACUGGCAGACAGUUUGGUGGGAAAUCGUCAGUAGAAAUGUACAGACAGGUCCUCCUGGCUGGUUGCAGGUGUGUUGAACUUGACUGUUGGGAUGGAAAAGGUGAGGACCAGGAGCCGAUAAUAACUCAUGGGAAAGCAAUGUGCACAGAUAUCCUUUUCAAGGAUGUUAUUCAAGCCAUCAAGGAAACUGCCUUUGUCACAUCGGAAUAUCCUGUAAUUCUCUCCUUUGAAAAUCACUGCAGCAAAUAUCAACAGUACAAGAUGUCCAAAUACUGUGAAGAUCUAUUUGGAGAUCUCCUGUUGAAACAAGCACUUGAAUCACAUCCACUGGAACCAGGCAGACCCUUGCCGUCCCCGAAUGACCUCAAAAGAAAAAUACUCAUCAAAAACAAACGACUGAAACCUGAGGUUGAAAAAAAACAGCUUGAAGCUUUGAAAAGCAUGAUGGAAGCAGGAGAAUCCGCUGCCCCAGUAAACAUCUUAGAGGAUGACAAUGAAGAGGAAAUAGAAAGUGCGGAGCAAGAGGAGGAAGCCCACCCUGAAUACAAAUAUGGAAAUGAACUUUCUGCAGAUGACUUGGGUCACAAGGAAGCUAUUGCCAAUAGUGUCAAGAAGGCUUCAGAUGACCUUGAACAUGAAAACAGCAAAAAGGGCCUGGUUACCGUAGAAGAUGAGCAGGCGUGGAUGGCAUCUUAUAAAUAUGUGGGUGCUACCACUAAUAUCCAUCCGUAUUUGUCCACAAUGAUCAACUACGCGCAGCCUGUAAAGUUUCAAGGUUUCCAUGUGGCUGAAGAACGCAAUAUUCAUUAUAACAUGUCCUCUUUUAAUGAGUCAGUCGGUCUAGGCUACUUGAAGACACACGCCAUUGAAUUUGUGAAUUAUAAUAAACGGCAAAUGAGCCGCAUUUACCCCAAGGGAGGCCGAGUGGACUCCAGUAAUUAUAUGCCUCAGAUUUUCUGGAACGCUGGCUGCCAGAUGGUUUCGCUGAACUAUCAAACCCCAGAUUUAGCGAUGCAGUUGAAUCAGGGGAAAUUUGAGUAUAAUGGAUCGUGCGGGUACCUUCUCAAACCAGAUUUCAUGAGACGGCCUGAUCGAACAUUUGAUCCUUUCUCUGAAACGCCUGUUGAUGGGGUUAUUGCAGCCACUUGCUCCGUGCAGGUCAUAUCAGGUCAGUUCUUAUCAGAUAAGAAAAUCGGCACAUAUGUAGAAGUGGAUAUGUAUGGGCUGCCCACGGACACUAUCCGGAAGGAGUUCCGCACUCGCAUGGUGAUGAACAAUGGACUCAAUCCAGUUUACAAUGAAGAAUCAUUUGUGUUUCGGAAGGUGAUCCUCCCCGACCUGGCUGUCUUGAGGAUCGCCGUGUAUGAUGACAACAACAAGCUGAUCGGCCAGAGGAUUCUGCCCCUGGACGGCCUCCAAGCAGGCUAUCGACACAUAUCCCUCCGGAAUGAGGGAAAUAAACCUUUAUCGCUGCCAACCAUUUUCUGCAAUAUUGUCCUAAAAACAUAUGUGCCUGAUGGAUUCGGAGAUAUUGUGGAUGCUUUAUCAGAUCCAAAGAAAUUUCUUUCCAUUACGGAAAAGAGAGCGGAUCAAAUGAGAGCUAUGGGCAUUGAAACUAGUGACAUCGCCGAUGUGCCCAGUGACACUUCGAAGAAUGACAAGAAAGGGAAAGCCAACACAGCCAAAGCGAAUGUGACCCCUCAGAGCAGCUCGGAGCUCAGGCCAACCACCACAGCUGCCCUGGGGGCUGGCCUGGAGGCCAAGAAAGGUAUUGAACUGAUCCCUCAAGUGAGGAUAGAAGAUUUAAAGCAGAUGAAGGCUUACUUGAAGCAUUUAAAGAAACAACAGAAAGAGCUGACUUCUUUAAAAAAGAAACAUGCAAAGGAGCACAGUACCAUGCAGAAACUCCAUUGCACUCAAGUUGACAAGAUUGUGGCACAGUACGACAAGGAGAAAUUGACUCACGAGAAAAUCCUAGAGAAGGCAAUGAAGAAGAAAGGGGGAAGUAAUUGUCUUGAAAUGAAGAAAGAAACAGAAAUUAAAAUUCAGACACUGACAUCAGAUCACAAAUCUAAGGUCAAGGAGAUUGUGGCACAGCACACAAAGGAGUGGUCAGACAUGAUCAACACCCACAGUGCGGAGGAGCAGGAGAUCCGGGACCUGCACCUCAGCCAGCAGUGCGAGCUGCUCAGAAAGCUCCUGAUCAGCGCCCACGAGCAGCAGACCCAGCAGCUGAAACUGUCCCAUGACAGGGAAAGCAAAGAGAUGCGAGCACACCAAGCUAAGAUUUCUAUGGAAAAUAGCAAAGCCAUUAGCCAAGAUAAAUCCAUCAAGAAUAAAGCAGAACGGGAAAGGAGAGUCAGGGAGUUAAAUAGCAGCAACACUAAAAAGUUUCUGGAAGAAAGAAAGCGACUCGCCAUGAAGCAGUCCAAAGAAAUGGAUCAGUUGAAAAAAGUCCAGCUUGAGCACCUCGAAUUCCUAGAGAAACAGAAUGAGCAGCUUUUGAAAUCCUGUCACGCAGUGUCCCAAACGCAAGGCGAAGGAGAUGCAGCAGAUGGUGAAAUUGGAAGCAGAGAUGGACCGCAGACCAGCAACAGUUGUGUGAAACUCCAGGACGCAAACUGAAACCACAGAACCACCGCAUCAAAGAGCACUCCCCAGCUUCCGAACACAGAUUCCAUGGAAGAAAGCUGAUGUCUUCUGCGUUUCUUUUUCAUGUAGACAAAGGGUCACCUGAAACCACAGAGACUGAGUUCUCUUAAACAUUCUGAACACUAAAUUUCCUUGGCCAACCAAAAGUAGUUACAAAUCCCCCCAAAUUGCGGCUCCAGUAAGUCAGAGUUUACCUGUUGAUCAUACCACUUCAACAUGUUUGCUAGAAAAUAUCAUCACAAGUAAAUGAGCUUGGUGUUAAAAACUCUGCUUUGUGAUGCAUUAAGACAUGUUUGAGCAGCAGCAAAAGUAGUGCAUUAGCCAUGUAAUAGCAAGCACAUGCACUGGGGUAGGGGGGAGGGAAACUGUCUACAGAUUUAUUAGCAGCAGUGGUGAUUUGCUAGACAAAUAACUGGGGGGAAUUUUUCUACAUCUGAGUUACCUCAUCAGUAAGUGCCAUGUCUCCACCAUGCCAUGCGAAGCUAAUUUCCUGUAACAGUCAUGGAAAUGGUUAGAACAACAGAAAAAUAGAACUGUGUCCUUGUGCCAAAACCCACUGUGCUCACAAGGAGAACUCUCAGGCACGUUUAAGAAGCUGACAUCUGACAUUGCUUCCUAGGAAUUGCUUCUGCUGACCCUAGAUUACUACAGCUCACUCUUAACACCGUGAAGAUUGUGAAGUGGUUAUUGGCAACCGUUUGUAAAUGUGACCAUGUAAAAAGUAUUUAUGCUCCUAAUUCACACUGUCAGAGAGCAAAAUCAUGUUACGUAUUGCCACAUGACAAGAUUAGUGACCAGGAAUACUAGAACCAUGUUUGCAUGAUACACAAGCACCAAUCAUGACUAAUCCGUACACAGUUAACCUAAUGCAAAUAAAUACUGGUGAAGUAACUGUAUGGCACAGAAUAUAAUUUGACUCUCAAGACUUUUAGCAUAAUGAAAAAGUCUAUAUAUAUGUGUAUAUGAACUAUGUGGGCAUUCUUGAUACUUCAAGUUCUAGUUUCAAAAAAAAAUACAUAACUAAUUUAAUUUUACACAAAAAAUAUUUAUGCAGAUUUUCAGAAUUUCAUAUCAGGAAAUAACCUUUUUAUGUCUGUUAAAUAUCAAAACAAUUUGCUACAGUGUUAAUCUGCAUGGUCGUUAAGCCUGCUGUAGUUGCGUUGCAGAGAGUGCAUGGAAAAGUCCCUCCUGGGAUGGAGCUGUGCCCCAACGCCCAGAGGAGCGCAUGGAAACCGCACUUGAGAACUAAUCAGAUCACUGAUUUAGGGCACCAACCACCAACCAGAUUGUUGUAUAUGCUUGUACAGAUUGAUUCUGUGUGUUCCUCUGAGUAAAACAGAGAAUUAUGUUACCAUCAAUAUUGAAAUUAAACUUCCAACUUCUCUAAUAAAAAAAUGAAAACACA